Messenger RNA from Owenia fusiformis, 5953 nucleotides. NCBI's taxonomy places the organism in Eukaryota, Metazoa, Annelida, Polychaeta, Sabellida, Oweniidae. The record is from the annotation of a GenBank genome assembly.
AAAACACUAAAAAGAGAAAAAAUAUGGAUAAAUGUUACUUGGAUUAUAUAUUGUUCUAGGUCAACAUGAAUGGAAUUAAAAUGUAGGAGCUGUUUCUCCAUAUAACAGAGGGUGUUGAAAUUAAAGAGGUCGCUGUAAAAGUCCAAGAUGUCUGAUUCCUUGAGACAGCGACAUGGGAAAGCCCCGGAUGUACAACCGGAUGCCGAAACAGUCAAUGAAUUUGAGCAACAGUUACGUUCCAACAAUGAGGCAUGGGAUGUUUUCCAAACAGUUGCAAGAGACAGCGGGGUGGUCGCCCAUCAGUGUUUUGAAGGUCCAGUACGAAUUCUCAAAUGCUUCAUCUACGUACUCUUCUUUGUUGUGAUCAUUUGCUGCACAUUUGCCAGCAAGUGUAGUCUUUUAAUGAUGACAACGGGUGCAGGGGACAUGCAAAAGUCCAAGUUUGAGCGAGAUCUUAUUAUAACUAUGCUCAUAUUCGCAGUGAAUGUCUCCAAUGUCCUCACCUUUAUUGAGAAUCUCCUCAAAGCAACAUUCGGAAACCACUUUUGGCCAACGUUUGGAAGCGUAUUUGCAGUUUUCCUCGUGGAAGGUAUCCAUUCAUUUGGCCUUUGCCUGUUCGUCUUUAAAGUGUUGCCACAGUUUGAUAUUAUUCGAGGGGUCCUACUCAUGAACACCACAUGUUUCAUACCUGCCCUUUUGAAGCUCUUGCUCACCAAGGGCAACCGAGGGCCCCUUAGUAUCAUUAUGGACAUAUUAGCCGUUCUGAUGCAAGGCUCUGUAUUCUUUUUAAUCACAAUGUAUCUCACUAGAGACAAAAACACUGUUUCAGGAAUAAUUGAAAUUAUUCAAAUUCCUGCAUCUGGGGUGUUGAUAUCACUCCGCUAUUGGGAGAACUUUGUGGAUAGAGACUUUGCUUUUAUACCUAUUCAAGCCAUCAAAAGAAAUAUCAGGCGGGGAAGAUGCAAAACAUAUGUAUUUGCCAGUAUGUGGAAAAUAGGUCUGACUUUUGCAUUUGCUUACAUUCUAGUGCCUCAGAUGACGGCAAUGCCAGACAUAUUUAACCAUAUAGGAAACGAAACACUUUAUCUAAAUAGUUCCAGUGCUCAACCGUCUGACCCUAUAACUGUUAACCCAAUUCUAAAUUCGUAUGAGAAUUACAACAUCUCUGAAGGUAACGCCCCAGAAUACAUAGACGAAGAAUAUGUUCAAAAUCUUAUUCCACAGACCACAACACAAUUUGAAGAGCUAGUUCGAAGAAAACGUCAAGCAGAGAACGAGGAUGACUAUUACCCGAGUCCCGGUGGAGAUGAUUACGGAAUUCCCGAUGGUGAUGCUGCUAGUGAUGAUGCAGGUGGUGGUAUCGAUAACUACGGCAAUGGUGACAGCUAUUACGAUAACUAUGAUUACUACGGCUACGAUGACGGCGGCGGCGGUACCGGUGAAGUUGAUGAGAUGCUGUUUCGAUUCUUACCCUUGAUUAUAAACGCAAUAUCAGGGGCGAUAUGUUUCUUCAUCUCGAGAGUCGCCUGUAAACUCUGCAUGCAAGGAUUUGGUUUUAGUUUACCUCUAUCCCUAAUAACUCCAGCUACUGUCGGAGCGUUCAUAUAUCUCUGUUAUUUGGAGGAGUGGAAGUCGGUAUGGCUGGGAGAUAUCUCAAUUGGUUUCUUCAAAUGUUCCGAAAGCUUCAGAACAGACACCUUUCCUUGGCAGAUAGGGUGUGGUCUCGCUCUCUGGUGGCUUUCACAACUUUGGAUCACAUCUCACAUUUGGAUGCCUGUUAGUGAACGAUUGGCAAAAGUUGAAAGGUUGUUUGUUCUUCCUCAAUAUUGCGGAACUUUACUCGAACAAUCCUUGGUGAUGAACCGAAGACGCCGAGAAGACGACCUCGAAAAUGUUGCAACUGGAAAAUCAUUACGUGAUAAAAUCCCCGCUGACGUCACUUUGGAUGAUAACGGAUCUAUUGCGGGAUCGGUUUUAUCUGAGGCUGAGAAGGUCAGAAUCAAUGAGGGUGUGAAUUCAAGGAUUUACGUGUGCGCUUGUAUGUGGCACGAGACAGCAAAUGAGAUGGUGCAGGUGCUAAAAUCAAUAAUGAGAAUGGACGUCGACCAGGCUGCAAGGAGUAAUGCACAAGAGUACUUCGGUGUAAAAGAUCCGGAUUUCUACGAGUUUGAAGCUCAUGUAUUUUUUGACGAUGGUAUGAUAAAGAACGAUCAAGGAGAACGAUGCUGUAAUCAGUUCGUCAAAAUUCUAGUCGAGGUCAUGGAGCUUGCAGCCUGCUCUAUUCACGAAACCACAAUGGUGAUAGCGCCUCCUAUAAAGACUCCGACUCCAUAUGGCGGUAGGCUUACAUGGACGCUCCCUGGUGGCAACCUUCUCUAUGUUCACGUCAAAGACAAGCAUAAAAUACGUCAUAAGAAACGAUGGUCUCAGGUGAUGUACAUGUACUAUCUACUUGGGUAUAGACUACUGGGGAACACGGAAGAUACAAUAUAUUACAACCCCAGUGAUAUGCACAAGCGAAACAAGACGUCAAAUGACCAGCUCAGUCAUAUUGCCCAACGAAGCAGGAUCUACAAGCACAUGAACUAUGUCCAACGAGCACAGGCGGAGAAUACGUAUAUACUGACUCUAGAUGGGGAUAUUGACUUCAAUGCAGAGUCAGUGAAACUGCUUGUAGAUAGGAUGAAGAAAAACAAGAAGGUCGGUGCUGCGUGUGGGCGUAUUCACCCCAUAGGCACAGGUCCCAUGGUGUGGUAUCAAAAGUUUGAGUACGCCAUUGGUCAUUGGCUACAGAAAGCUGCCGAGCAUAUGUUGGGAUGUGUCCUGUGCAGCCCCGGAUGCUUUUCAUUGUUUAGAGGCUCUGGUUUAAUGGACGACAACGUGAUAAGAACAUACGCAACAAAGUCUACCGAAGCUCGGCAUUAUGUCCAAUAUGAUCAAGGUGAGGAUCGUUGGUUAUGCACACUUUUGCUGCAGCAAGGUUACAAGGUCGAGUAUUGUGCAGCAGCUGACGCUUCAACAUAUGCACCAGAGACAUUCAACGAGUUCUUCAAUCAAAGGAGGCGCUGGAUUCCUUCGACACUUGCGAACAUGAUGGACCUUCUCUCAGACUACCACACGACUGUAUUGGUCAAUGACAAUAUCAGUUAUUUGUACAUGAUGUAUCAGGCUGUGGUAAUGGGAGCUAGUCUCCUCGCUCCUGCCACCGUUAUUCUUAUGGUUGCUGGAGCUAUACACGUCGUUGUCGGCGGAAACCUCUAUUGGCUUUGGCUAGCUCUCUCAAUUGGUGCGGCUUUAUUCUUUAUCGCUGUGUGCUUCAAAUGUUUGUCUAAAACACAAGUGGCCAUAGCGGGGUAUAUGAGUACAGCAUACGCUAUCAUUAUGUUGGCAGUAACGGUUGGUAUUGUAGUACAAACGGCGCAAGAUUCGUGGACCAGUCCAAACGCUAUGUUCAUCAUUGUCGUGUGUGGUAUUUUCAUGUUCGCCGGUUUUCUCCAUCCCGAAGAACUUCUAUGUUUGAUACCGGGUAUGCUUUACUUCUUGUGCAUUCCAUCUGGUUUUCUUCUCAUGUUCAUCUAUUCUCUCACCAAUAUGAACGUUGUGUCUUGGGGAACGAGGGAAAUACCAAAAGCGCAGUCUUCAGAAGAAAUGGCAAAAAUGAAAAAAGAACAGGAAAAAAGCACAGCCAAGCAAGCCAAGAAGUUACUAGAACGAAUUUGCUGUAGCUUAAGGAAAAGAUGUGGUAAAGCUAUUGAUCGCAAUGCUGUUGACGACAAGCCAAAGAAGGAAGAAAUUGUCAAGGAGAUCAUGACAGAGCUAGCGAGAAUGGAAGCCGGUAAGCCUGAUGGAACGUCUGGAUAUACGACGCCACAACGGCAAUACGGCCCCGGUGGAGAACUAAUCCAGUCUACCAGAGAGUACGAACGUACGAACUAUGAUAGACAGAACUCUGACAGGUCCUCGCAGAGAUCUUUAGCUUUCAACAGUAUAUAUGAUGAGCGACAACGAAGCAUCGUCCGCCAACUCGACAGCAUUGAUCCAUCGGGCGCAAAGUAUAACGGAAACGGAAACAGCAAUGGCAAUGAUUUGAACAGAGUGUAUUCGACUCCAAAACACGCGGGUGGGGGAGAUAAAUAUAAAGAUUCCGAAUCUAUGGUGUAUGGCAAGACAAAUGCAUCCGAUGACCCCUACUAUAGCUGUAUCCCAAAUGAGCCUCGAAUCGAGCGAGACGACUUGGUGAACCCAUUUUGGCUAACUGAAAGGGAAAUAAAGAGAGGUCCUGUACGAUAUCUUGACAACAGCGAGACGCAAUUCUGGCAGAAAUUGAUCGAAAAAUAUCUAUAUCCGAUCAAUUUCGAUAAAUCACACGAAACGAAAAUACGAAACGAUCUUAAGGGACUACGUAACAAUGCCUCUUUCCUAUUCUUCAUGUUGAACUUCCUGUGGUUAUUCAUCAUAUUCUUGCUGAAUAUUGUCCAAGACCAACUGAAGGAGACGUUGUAUAUACGUGUACCUAGACCCGGACGAGAUGAACGUAGAUUUGAGCCACUUAGUGUUGCCUUCCUGGUGUUUUUCGCGUUGAUUAUUCUUAUCCAGUUCGUGUCUAUGUUGUUCCAUCGCUAUGGUACAUUCCUGCAUAUCCUUGCGUCUACUAGUCUAAGAUGUUGUAGCAAGAAGUAUCACCCUAUUGGUAUAGAAGAUGUCAUUCAAACGGUAAAAGUGAUGCAACAGAUAAAGGGAGCCCAAGAUGAUGAUGAAGAACCCGAGCCAGAUUAUGACAUCUUAGGUGACGAUCUCGAUGAAACCAACCCAGAUAUUGUUAGCGGAACUGAGAGCAGACGAUCAAGGAAACCCGGGACGUAUUCCACCAAGACUUUGAAGGGCGCAUUUACAAGAAGAUUCAACGCACUCUCGAAACGCAGUCAGCGGAAUAAGGGAACGAAGAGUCGAGCAACUGUACAAGAUGUAUUUGAUAAUGUGGCAUUUCAACAAGACAAUCUUUAAAUUAUAAUAUAGCAACACAAAAAUUUAACGAAAUAUCCAUGUGUAAAUGAUGUACAGUAAGAUAAACGAUGGGAUAACAUCAUUGGUCUAAAUCACGAUUAUGGGGCGGCUAAGUCUAAAUUAAAGGAUAUUUAUCCAACAGUGAUAAAUAUCAAAAGCCGUCACAUUCCAAUGUCAAGCAAUAGGAAAGCUUUAGGGGGAUUACCCAAUUUAGAUUCUCUCAUCUGACGACACUUUUCCCAUUUGUCAAGUCUUUAGUCUCUAUCACAAUUCAGAGAUCCUGUUUUGUCCUUGUGUAUUGAUGUUCUGAGAUAGGAGCAAGGCUCUUUAAUUUAGCUCAAUGGUGGAUGUUUUUCCAGUUGGACAGGUCGGAAAUUUAGUUGGAUGCUGUUCAUUAAUUCCACCUAUAAUCUCAAUAACUAUUUAGCAUGUAUGGGCACGCCUCUUUCCAGGAAUUCAUGCUUUAUACUUAGUAGCAUCAAUUUGCAUGAUUUGCGGGACCUAAUCUGUUUUUUUAUUCAAAGGCAUUGUUCAAUACGAGAAGUGAAUUGUAUGCUCUUGAUCAGAACGUAAUUUACGCGGACAUUAAUGCGAGUUUGAAAAAAUACAAUCAUCCAUUAACUGCAAACAGAGCAUCGUUUGAAAAUCUUCCCAAUUGAUAUUGUGUAAAACUUGAUAACGCUAAUUUGAGAUGUCAGUCAAAUCCCCAUCGAGAGGUUCAAUUUGUUUGACGAGAAGUCUGAACUCUCUCAGAUUGCAAAUUAAUUUGUUUUAUUCAAUUCUCCUCUUCUGUAGUGUAACUUAAAGAAGCAUUAUCACUAUUCUCCGAGAUGUGUGGAUGGACGUGGCCUCUUUUUUGAAUUGGAGGUAUAGCCCAUGUCAUUGUUUUAUUGUGUCAGUAAAACCUAAAAAUAAGAAAUCAAAAGAUCAUUGCGUAAUAAUAUAUGGA